AUGUAUGCAGCGAGCGGUAGUUCGUUAAGCAGCUCGAUGAUGACGCCGUAUGCGAACACCGUCGUAAUCUCCUUCGUCAUGGUGAUCUCAGCGACUCAUAUCGAAGUCUGUGACUCGCUUACAGACGCGGAGGAGCUACUUGCUUCAGGAGGGGUCAGACCUGCGGGAACAGCGGUCAGUGAUGCAGCUAUCGCAGUCACCGUCCCUGUGUUUAUAAGCGAGUCCGUAGAAGCGUACAACAAGCCGCCAAAGGAUGCCGCUUCGUUCCUAUCUAGACCGAGUCGCACGGAGCUGGUCAAUGAACGUCAGUCGAAGAAGCAGUAA
Messenger RNA from Baudoinia panamericana UAMH 10762, 324 nucleotides. RefSeq lists its product as uncharacterized. The coding region runs from base 1 to 324 and encodes 107 amino acids. The record is from RefSeq and is a predicted model, not a curated record. The transcript has 2 exons. Lineage: Eukaryota; Fungi; Ascomycota; Dothideomycetes; Mycosphaerellales; Teratosphaeriaceae.